ACGUCAUCGCACGACAAUUCUCGAGUCCCGACAGUCAACACUACGUGGCCGCCGCUCGCCGUCCGCCUGAAGGAUGUGAUCUUCGUUGACUGUUAUAAAAUGAAAAGCCAGCAAACCUGGGCAUUGGUGGUGACCAUUCUACUGAGUGUCACCCUCUGUCAUGCCUUGGACACUGGACCAACCACUCCCAUUAAGAACUCAGUGAGCAGCACAGAAAGUGAUCAUGGCACUACAGAAGGAAGUCCUACAGGUGAAGAAGAGAGUAACACAAACAUCUACUACAGCAGUAAAAGUGACCCCAGCUCAGAAGGAAGCCUUGUAGAUACAGACGAGGAGCAGAGAAACACAGGAGCUGGUGAAGGGACCCAUAAUCCAAAACAUGAUGCUGACUCUGUUGACACAAAUGCAGGAGGAGAAAAUAUAGAAGCCCCAGUUCAGAACCUAGGUGAAGCAAGUGAGACAAAGAAUGGUGGAAGCAACACGGGUCACAUCAUCGGGAAAGCAGAGGGCAAGUUAGGGGUGAGAAGUACAGAUGAGGGUAGCAGCAAAUGGGAUGACCAGAGAAGGAAAGAAGAAAAGGAACUAGCUGAGGAUGAAGGUCAGGACAAGCCACUGCCCUCCCCAAGUGAAAUGCAAGGGAGGGAGCUUUACGAGGCAGCCAUGACCCUCCUCAACCAGACCAAGCAGGACAAUGCUCAGGCCUACACUUUGCUACAAUCUGCUGCAGAACUUGGUCACCCCCUUGCCCUUCAGAAAGUGGCAUGGGCCCAUCUCCUUGGCAGCCACCUCUCCCAAAAUGUCACCAGAGCAUCUGAAAUCUUUGAGAAGCUAGCCAUUGCAGGCGAUGCUGAUUCUCAAAUGGGUUUGGGCUUCAUGUUUGCCACUGGCAUUGGUAAAAACUCCAGCCAGGCCAAGGCUCUAGUCCACUACACCUUUGGGGCUCUUGGUGGUAGCCAGCUGGCUCAGAUGGCAUUGGCCUACCGCUACUGGUCUGGCAUUAGUGUGGCUUCUAACUGUGAAACUGCUCUCACUUACUACCGGAAGGUCUCUCACACAGUGGCUGAUGAGGUGUCACUGAAUGGGAACUGGGUUGUGCAGAGAGUAAGGCUACUCGACGAAGUAGACAACCCUGGCUCAACCUCAGCUCUGCUGGAUGAUGACCUUAUACAGUAUUAUCAGUUCAUGGCUGAGAAAGGAGAUGUCCAGGCUCAGGUUGGGCUGGGCCAACUACAUUAUCAGGGGGGCCGAGGUGUGGAGCAAGACCAUCAUCGUGCGCUCAACUACUUUAUGCAGGCAGCUGAAGCAGGGAAUGCCAAUGCCAUGGCCUUUCUAGGCAAGAUGUAUCUGGAGGGGAGUUCUGUGGUGAAGCAGAGCAACGACACAGCACUCAAGUAUUUUAGGAGGGCAGCAGAACAGAAUAAUGCUGUGGGUCAGAGUGGACUGGGGCUGUUGUACUUACAUGGAAGAGGAGUGCCUCAGGACUACAAACUGGCUCUCAAAUACUUCACCCUAGCAGCAGAGCAGGGCUGGGUGGAUGGCCAGCUCCAGCUUGGCAACAUGUAUUUUAGUGGUCUGGGUGUAAGGCGUGACUACAAGAUGGCCAUUAAGUACUUUAAUUUGGCUUCCCAGUCUGGCCAUGUGCUGGCAUUCUACAAUUUAGCUCAAAUGCAGGCAUCAGGCACUGGCAUGGUGCGUUCAUGUCAUACCAGUGUUGAGCUCUUCAAAAAUGUAGCUGAGCGUGGUCGAUGGGGAGAGCGACUGAUGGAAGCUCAUUCUGCAUACCGGGCAGGCCGCCACUCACAGGCCCUCAUUACUUAUAUGCUCCUUGCCGAGCUGGGUUACGAGGUUGCACAGAGCAAUGCUGCUUUCAUCCUUGAUAGACAUGAGACCCAACUCUUUAGGCAGGGCGGUGAGGGGUUUUCUCGUGCUCUUAUGUACUGGGGCCGCGCUGCAUCACAGGGUUAUGCUGUGGCACGAGUUAAGUUGGGAGACUACCAUUACUAUGGGUAUGGUACAUCUGUGGAUUAUGAGACAGCUGCAGCCCACUACCGACUCGCCUCAGAGCAGCAACACAAUGCUCAGGCCAUGUUCAACUUAGGCUACAUGCAUGAGCAGGGUCUGGGGCUUAAGCAGGACAUGCACUUGGCCAAGCGUUUCUAUGACAUGGCAGCGGAGGCAAAUGUCGAUGCCCAGAUCCCAGUUGCUCUGGCCUUGGCUAAGCUGGCUCUUCUUUUCUCCUUAAAGUACCUGGAAGAUUUUCAGUGGUUGCACCUCGAGGAGCUGCUAGGGCCAGACUGGGACAUCUACCUGAUGGCCAUCCUUUCUAUUCUGAUUGGCAUUCUCAUCCUUUUCCGUCGACCUCCACCUCGCUUAGCUGUUUGAAGUACCGCCUUAGUAAAUAGAAAAUUCAGUCGGGCUGUACACUCAAAAGGAUUAGUCUAUUUUGUAUUUUCAUAUUUCCUCAAGUGUUUGUUCUUAUAUCUCCAGAUCAUUUUUAUUUUCACAAGCAGUUAGUGAGCCUAUGUGAUGGUGGUUGUGGUGUUCACUGUUCCUCUGAAGCACAUGAAUUUAGUAUAUAUGUGUAAUAAGCUUUGUUGAUACAUGUCAUUGAAAGCAAAUAUUAAGUUACACCAUUACUUAAUUUACAUGCUCAUGUUCACAUCUGCAAUACCCACAUUUUAAACUUUCGACAGAAAAGGUAUGACUUUGGAAACUUCAUUUUACAGAAGUUUAUUUAGCAUAUAUCACUUUCACUUCAAGGUGCUUCAAUUUAUAAAGAUUUGUAAAGUUGUUAUAAAAAUUCAUAACCAGAAACUAGCCUUGUAGGUCUUGCUGUCUUUGCAUUUCAUAUUUAUUUCCUGUAGGCAUUUUGUUGCCACCACAGAUGUAUAGAAUCAUUUGAGAAAAUUUCUGUACAUACUGUGUGUGUGUGUGUGUGUGUGUGUCUGUGUGUGUGUGUGUGUCUGUGUGUGUGUUUGUGUUUGGGUGGGGUGUGGGGAAUGCCUGUGUGCAUGUGUGUGCAUACAUAGUGUGUGUGUGUGUGUGUGUGAGAAACUAUAUAUAUAUAUAUAUAUAUAUAUAUAUAUAUAUAUAUAUAUAUAUAUAUAUAUAUAUAUAUAUAUAUAUAUAUAUAUAUAUAUAUAUAUAUAUAUAUGCACACACACCUAAUGUUUAUAUAAUACAGGCAAUCCCUAUUAUUCAAGUAUUGUUAUUCAACAUUGUUCUCUUGACAUUUGUAUUUACAUUCCCAUUUUUAUUAUUUCCUUGCCAUUUCAAUAUUUGUUUUCAAAUCAUGGUCUUAUCAGCUGGGCUGUCUCCUCUCCCCUUUAUCUUUAUUCACAUGUUCAUGCUCCCAGCCACCAUCAUCAUACAACGGUGACAGAUGAUAACAUAUCUUUGAUAAAACCUUACCAUUUUGGUGGUGGUGGGGUGGCUUCGUGGUGCAGUGGUUAGCACACUCGGCUCACAACCGAGAGAGCCCGGGUUCGACUCCCGGGUGGAGUGGAAAAAUUUGGACGGCUUUUCCGAUACCCUACGCCCCUGUCCACCCAGCAGUGAAUGGGUACCAGGUAUUAAUCAGGGGUUGUGUCCUGUCUCUUGGGAUCUGUUCCCUUCUCCUAUAUUUCCUUCCCCUUCUGUCUCUCCGGCAUAUGACCACAGAUGUUGCGCCGAUUAAAUGAAACUUUCCAACUUUCCUUUUGGUGGUGGUGGCAUUGAUACUGUGACCAGUCCUGGACUCAAGGGGAGACAGUGUGAGAAAGCCUCAUACUCUCACCUACAGCUAGCUGACUUCUCCCCAGGCAAUCUAUUCACUUGGUACAUAAUCCUCACAAUUAAUUUCUACAUUCUGAAUGAACUUAAAUUUUGUUGAUACUUUCCUUAAUAUUGGGUUACAUGCUCAAGAACACUUGUAGUACUCAGUAGAAAGUUUGCCAAGAACUUGCCACUACCACACAGAUUUGUUCACCUCAUAUUCCAAGGUGAAGGGAGGUGUAGGGCUCUUUUUUUACAUUUAGCCUAUAGCAUCAGUAGCCUUUCUUGAUAAGUCAUGCUGGUCGGUCCCAGCCCGUAAUGAUGCAGACAUGUGUUUUAUAGUGGUGCCAUCUUGCUUGGCUCAUGUUGCCCCUUGUUAUCCCCUUUAGAGAGUUUAUCUAGAGUCAGGGUCUUCAGGCCAGUAUGUGGGUAGUCCUAGGCCACUCAGCAAUGACUGAAAGUUGUCAGCUUGAAGUGGUGAGCAGAACUUGAACCUAGCUCUUCAAAACACGGCACCCACAUGUUGACCACUUAGCCAACGCCUCCCCAUUUAUUAGUGUACAUUGAAUGAUUUUCUUAUGAAAAAUGAUCAUUUCAUAUUUCUAAGCUAUAGUGUUUAUCCUCUUUUGUUAUUCUUAUGCUUUGUUAUUUUGCUUAUCUAGUUGUACAGACUAUAGACUCUCAUUAGCUUCAGCUUCCCAGCCAUGGUUCACUUAGUGAAAAACUCCACACUGUCCUGGGUGUAGGACUAACAGUGACUCAUGUGAAUGUGUCUCGCUCCAUCUCCUUGGCCCAUGAGGCUCAUGCAGCCAUCUUCUGUUACAAGCUAUGCCAAGAUGAUGGCAUCAGCCAAACUAUCCAACAAAGUGUACAAAGAAAUGUACUCCAAGUGAAGCAGGGAGCCAUGAUGAAGCAGCUGCCAGGAACCUCCUAGAGGUAUUCAACAAAGGUAUUUUUCCUUUUUUUAUUGAAUUUUUGUAGGAUAGAGAGGGUGACCAGGAAUCUAACCCCCCCUAUUUCUAUAUUACUCUAUGGCAAUAACAGGUUCAUUAUUUCAUGGUUUUGUUGUUCAACCAUUUUCUAUGAAAUACACCCGUGCUGAAUAACAGGGAUUGCCUGUAUUGGGUUUGAGUGUGUGGUUGGUUCCUAAAUAUAUGUGUAUUAUUUCCUCAAGGGUUAAUAAUAUUUAGUUACCUGGCUAUGCUGUUAAACAUUUUGGUCAAGUAUCUUAAUCAUAAGUGUCCUUUCUAGUUUGGGUAUUGAAUAAUUGCUGUACAUCAACACAGCUUCACUGAACUUUUAUUAUUUUCCAGUAAUAAACAUGAAAAUUACUCUUUGAAUUGUGAUACAAAUUCAGCUGACUUGAUCAGUUAUUUUUUCUAGUUCUAGUUCAAUACUCAAUUUUAAGUAUGUUUCUCCGCAUUCAAUUCUGUAACUUUAGAUAUGUGAGGUGCUGCUGAUACCUAGUUGCCACCAUCCCCUUCCACCUCCAAUGAGAGAUUAGAGAGCAAGACAACCUACUUGAUACACUGUAUUCAUUACUCUGCUUCAUCCCAUAACAUUGUAUAUACAUUCACCAUGUGAUUUUCUGAGUGGGCAAGAAAGGAAUUGAAAGCAAUAGAGGAGAGCUGGUGCUGAAACUGUGGAAUGCUCUCCCAGUUUAGCAGUGAUCGUACCUCCCCUCCCCUCCCCCCUGCUAGUCUGCAAAGUUGCAUUAAUUUGAAUUUUGUGAGAUACUGAUUAGUUAAGAAAUAAUAACUUCUGUAAGUUUACUAUUGGCAACAUGGAGUAGAUGAUGCACCUCGUGUUAUUCCAGAUGAAGAAUAUUUUGAAUGCAUAAGUACUUAAAAAGAAGUACUAUAAAUGUAAAAAGUUCAUUUAUUAUUUGUGACAGUAAAAAAGUUAUUAUCCUGUUUCAUUAUUUUUAAUGUAAUUAUACUAGAACAAAUAUUUAGGUCUGUUCACCUUAAACCUGCAUAUGAUGCAUCAUGGAAAAAAACAUCAGACUUCACACUAUUACAAAAAAAAAUUUGAGUUUGGCAUCAGCCAGAUAAUGGGAUCUGGAGGGAAAGCAAUUAUAACAGUCAGAAAUAAAACCAUGUAGGUCUCAUGUACGUCUUAUAUAACUAUCGUGGAAGGCUAAAAUAACAACAUAAACCUUACAUAUCAGCCCUAAAAACAACAAUAUUGGACAAUAUGAAAAAUUCAAAGAUUGGAGCUUUCCAGCUCUUACUACUUACUAAUGAGGAGCAUAUGCCAGAGGGCACAUAACUCCCUCGCUGCCUACACCCCUAAUGAUCACCCCAUGCAAGUCCCACGCAGCUACCCUAUCCUUCCAGCCCGGGAUCGAUCAACUUACUCCUUGCAGGGUUGUCUCGUACAGAACCACAUGAACAAGAGUGACAUCCAGGAAGCGAGCCACGUGCCCAUAUAGUUGGAGUUGGCAUUCAUGGACUAAGCUGGUCGUCGGCCUUGAUUCAGUUUCAUGAAGCCACUGGUGUGAUGCAAAGUCAUUCCAGUGAUACCCCAUGGGCCUGUGAAGGCACUUGAUACCAAAGGUAUUGACAUGGCUCGCCAAGUCACUAUUCAUUGUAUAUCAUACAGCCAUACAAUAUGACAGGAGGACAAGCGACUCUUGUCUGGCCGCAUAGGUAUCGAGAACGCCAUAUGCUCAUGUUGGCUCGAGUGACUUCCUGGUAAGACCCACCAUUGCUAUGCACUACGCUAUAAAGGUAUGUUAAGCUUUUGGUGACUUCAUAUCAUGCCAUGCAAAUUAUUUAGUAAAGUAGGCUUUUUCUGUAAAAAUUUGGUGAUAAAAUUUGAAAUGGUCAUAAACACUGGACUAUAACUGCAGGCAGCUGUUAAGCUGAUAAACAUAGACAAACCAUCAUUGGUGGCAGGGCUGGGCAGGUAUUGGUACCAGUAAUGGUACUAUAGGCAGUUCCUCCAAGUCUGAGGUAUCUGUUAUAGUGUUCUGACAACCUGCCGUCUCAUGGUGUGUUUGAUUGCGUGGAUAAUAUAAGAUAGCCUACACAUAGGAAGUAAUCAUCAGUUUCAGUAAUAUGCAACCAGCAAUAACAAGUAGUGUCAAUUAUAGUCAAAUUUGAGUUGAAAAUUAUUAGUAUUGUUAUAAACAGCUGUUUUGUUAAUAUAAAACCUGCUAAUUUUCUUGGUGGCGAACAGCGCCUCUGCUGUUUAAUAAUUUUAAUAAUUAUAAUCAGUGAUCUAGUAAAUUACCAAAACAGGUGUUAAAUUGCGACAGUACUUCUAAUUUUUAACUCAAAUUCAACUAUAAUUGUCAGUAUCCGUUAUUGUUGCCUGCAUAUUAUUGAUAAAGAUUACGGUUUCCUAUGUGAAGGCUAUUAUACAGUAGCCAUGAAAUCCAGCACAGUGUGUGACAGCAGGUUGCCAGCACAUGAUGAUACACACCUCAGGGUUGGGUGAACUGACUAUAUGACAUGGAAAUGGUAUCAGACUGCUCAGUACCGGUGGGUACUGGCAGUCAUCAUACACUCCUACAUGUGUGUAUGAUUAUUUGUAUCAAGAAUACUGCACUGGCGGUACCCUGCACUACUGGUACUGGUCUGGUACUAUUACUCGUACUGGCCUAUAGCCGGUAUUGUUAGUACUAGAUCUGGUGCCUGCCCAUCCCUACCACCGAAAUGGGUUUGUUUAUAUUUAUCAGAUGAACUUCUGCUUGCAGUUAUGAUCCAGUGUUUAUAUUCAUUUUAUAUUUUUAUUACCUAAUUUUUUAGAGAAAGAAGCAUUUAUUAGUAAAUAUUUCACAUGGUAUGAUAUAUUUAACCACCUGAAGUAAAAAAUGAAAAUAGCAGACUUUGUGGUGCAACCGCAAACCCAAAAGUUAAGUGAAAUUUUGAUGAUUUCAUAUUUGCAAGAAGUUUAUGUGAAUUACAGUACGUUAGCUGAUGAAUAAUGCUUCUUAUAUUUUAUGCUGCUUCAUACAUGUAUACAUCGUCCUUUCCUUUGGAACUUCUGAAUCAUUUGCAGGUGGUCUGUGAAUGUUUGCUGUGGCAUAGGGAAGAUUCUUUUGGGGCCACAUUUGUGCAUCAUGGGGGAAAUCCACAGAUGUGUGAAUCUGCAAGUAGUGAACCUGCGAAUAUGGGGGGGAUGGGUGCACAGUAUUUUGGUCGGUGUUCAAUUAAUGUUUGUAUUUGACCUAUUGCUGGUUACAGAAAUUAUGUGAAGCAAUAAUACUAAUGAUGGAUAACUAUUGAUACAUUGAGAAACACUAUUGCUAUAAUUAUAUAAUUUACUGUUCAUCCUCCCUUCCCCACUGGUCGAUAUAUGGGUACUAGGGGAAACCUGGGGUAGGUUAACUUAUCUGGCGUCGAGUAAAGGGUUCCCACACCAUAGGCCCAAGGGCCAAUAGGACAGAUGAACACUGAGGCCAUGUGCAGCUAUAUCAAUUGCCGAGCACAUUAGAGAACUGCAAUAAGUGAAAAAAUCCUGUAGGUACUCAGUGGUGUAAUGUGCAUGCAACCACAGGAUGGACGGAGUUUGCUCAGUAAAUGGAUAAUCAAGUGCUGAAGAGUUAUGUACCAUAAAACAUAUAUUUCACAAUGUGGUUACAUAAACUGUGCAUUCAAUAGGAAUUUAACACUUUGGUCUAGCUUAUGCCUUCCUUACCUUAAGUCUUAAACCAUCACAAAAAAAACUGUUAAGGUAUUACAGUUUUGUAAUUAUUUUCAGGAGUCAAAUUAAAAGCUAUAGCAUUUACAUCACCCUCUGCUUCAACAGGACAGGCAGUUGGGUACAAUCAUUUUUCAUAUUAGAUUACAAACAGAAUCCUAGUAAAAGGAAGUGACUUACCACCAUACUAAGACCUUUCUUAUAGUUUACCAUAUCAAAGCAGUAUAUUAUACAGUGACCAGAUUCAAAGGAUCAAAAACUAGUGAGAAAUAAAGCAUAAUUUUGGGAAAAAAAAAAAAAAAAAAAAAAAAAAAUUUAAUGAACUACAAGCUUGGAAAUUUAAUUGUAGAUGGAACUGUACUUUGGCAAUUAUUUCUUAAUAAUUGCAUCUAGCCUUUCAAAGUAAACCUAUGCAUAUAGCAUCUAGUGGUUUAAUGCAUAUGAUCAUAUAGAUAUGGAGCUAUAAAGUGUGUG
This is a messenger RNA of Eriocheir sinensis (Chinese mitten crab), 8877 nucleotides long. RefSeq names its product protein sel-1 homolog 1-like (gene Hrd3). Gene Ontology annotation, molecular function: protein binding. Lineage: Eukaryota; Metazoa; Arthropoda; Malacostraca; Decapoda; Varunidae. Gene Ontology annotation, biological process: ERAD pathway. Gene Ontology annotation, cellular component: endoplasmic reticulum membrane. The coding region runs from base 100 to 2382 and encodes 760 amino acids. The transcript is spliced from 13 exons. The record is from RefSeq and is a predicted model, not a curated record.